GAGAGUCUUGUCAUGAUGGCUUGUGUUUCUGUUUUCAUACAGUGUGUUGUGAGUGUAGUGUAGACGUUUCUCCUCCUGUAGUGUACUUUAAUGUGUUUUUACAGUCGUGUCAGUGUCUUAUAGAACAGUAUUCUAAUUUUCUGUGUUUAUGUGCUGAAAUGAGUGAUGUUGUGGAGAAAACCCUCAUUGCUCUGCCCGGUUUAUUUGAUUCACAAACUGGAGCCGCAAAAAUCACCAACAGAUUAAAACAACUGAUCAAAAGCAUCACUGAGCUGACGUCUAAACAUGAGGAAGAGAAUCUUAUUAAGCAGGAGCUGACAGCCAUGAAAGAGCAGGUGUCAUCACCCAACACCACCAUGAAGCAGAUGAGAGAGAUCAUGGUGCGUGCCAUGUACUGUGAGAUGUUGGGCUACGACGCCUCGUUCACGUAUAUCCACGCCAUCAAACUGGCCCAGCAGGGCGGCGUCCUGGAGAAGAGAGUGGGUUACCUUGCAGUGUCACUUUUCCUUAAUGAGGGCCACGAAUUGUUGUUACUGCUUGUAAACACAGUAUUAAAGGAUCUUCAGAGCACCAACCUCAUUGAAGUGUGCAUGGCUUUGACUGUUGUCGCUCAGGAGUUUCCCAAAGACAUGAUACCUGCUGUGCUUCCACUGGUGGAGGAGAAAUUGUCACAUCCAAAGGAAAUCAUUAGGAGGAAAGCUGUCCUGGCGUUGUAUAAGUUCUACCUGAUCGCUCCGAAUCAAGUCCAGCACAUUCACGGCAAGUUCCGAAAGGCACUGUGCGAUAAAGAUCCAGGCGUCAUGACAUCAUCCUUACACAUUUACCUUCAGCUGAUCAGGGAGAAUCCAGACAGCUAUAAGGACCUGACGGGCAGUUUUGUGACCAUCCUGAAGCAGGUGGUGGGGGGGAAACUCCCAAUAGAUUUUAAUUAUCACAAUGUUCCAGCGCCAUGGCUGCAGAUCCAGUUACUCCGAAUCCUCUCGCUGCUUGGGAGAGAGGACCAAAGCACCAGCGAACUGAUGUAUGAAGUUCUGGAUGAGUCUUUGCGAAGAGCUGAAAUGAAUCACAACAUUACUUAUGCAAUUCUAUAUGAGUGUGUGAAGGCCAUCUACACCAUACAACCAAAAGCCGAGCUGUUGGAAAAAGCUGCGAGAUGCAUUGGAAACUUUGUUCUUUCUCCAAAGAUCAACCUUAAAUAUCUGGGUUUGAAAGCUUUGACGUAUGUUGUCCAGCACGAUGCUAAACUGGCUCUGCAGCAUCAGAUGACCAUUAUAGAGUGUCUGGACCACUCAGAUUUCACGAUUAAGAGAGAGACUCUGGAGCUUCUGUUCAGGAUCACAAACGCUCAGAAUGUGAUGGUGAUUGUGGAGAAGAUGUUGGACUUCCUGCGCGUCUGUAACGAUGACCACACCGUCAUUCAUCUCGUUGGAAAAGUUGCAGAGCUAGCUGAGAAGUUUGCUCCAGAUAACUCGUGGUUCAUUCAGACGAUGAAUGAUGUUUUUUCCAUCGGAGGAGACCUGUUGCAACAGGACGUCCCAAACAACUUCCUUCGAAUGAUGGCAGAAGGCUCAGAGUCGAUGGAGGAGGACGAGCAGUUACGACUGUAUGCUGUCGAAUCGUAUCUGUCCGUACUGAAUGGAGAUUGUUCUCAUCUGCCACAGCGUUUCCUACAGGUCAUGAGUUGGGUUCUUGGGGAAUACUCUCACCUCCAAGAGGAUCUGGACCCGCGAGAAGUCAUUCAUCUACUAAUGAAACUACUGGAUCAUAGAAGGGUGAGCUUGGAGACACGGGUCUGGCUUCUGUCUGCUCUCACCAAGCUUUGUGAGGGCCACACAGACCUGAUUCUGGACCUGUCUGAGAGUCUCUCCUCCUCACAGGACACGGUUCUCCGUCAGCAGGCCCAUGAGCUGCGUCUCCUCAGCCAGGACUCGCAGAUUCAUGGGUGGGCACUGCCCCGUGGAGCCACCUGGGACAGUAUGGAGGUUGACUCCUCUCUGUCGUUUCUGGAUGGGUUUGUGUCAGAGGCGCUGGCAGCAGGAGCUGCUCCAUAUAAACCUCCUCAUCAGAGACAUGAAGAGUUGUGUGAGGAGAGAGCAUUGAGUCUGGAGCCGUAUGUUUUUUCCCUUCCUGUAAGUUUAUCAUCAUGUAGCAUCACUGACAGACAAUCUCCCACACUACCGUCUGUCACUUCAGAACUGUCAGACAACAGCACAGACCUCUUGCAGAAGGCAGGUUCCAGUGCACUGAUUUUUGAAGGGGUAAAGAGAGUGUGGGGGAAAGAUGGUUAUUUGCCUCAAAAAGAAACAACAGGAAUAGCGCCUCCAGUGGAAGAGUCUAGCACUGCAGUUCUGGCCCCUAUACAGCAGAGGGCAGCAGAGAUGUUAGAGCCACAGCCGGAGCCCUUGCAGCAAAACCAGGAGAAACAGCAGCUGGCGUCGUCUUUAUUUGUUGGUUUAGGGGCCCAGAGCUCCAUGUCUCUGCUAGGAAAAUCGGAAGCCCCGCCUCCUCGCUUUAGAAGAAAGCCACGCCUACAUGACUCAUCAUCAUCAUCAAGCACCAGCGAGAAGUCGUCUGAGUCCUCCCACUCAUCACGCAGCACAGCCGACAGCUUCCUGUACGGCAACCUGCUGGAAGAGGAGCCCGCCACGUCAAUAUCCUCUUUUAACCACGCACCUAAAUCUGCGACAGCCAAUCACAGCCAAGCCAAUGGCCUUGGACAAAACAAAGACAUUGUUUCCAUGGAAGCAGACAGACAGGCAAACACAUCUCAGAUAUUGGGCAGCGAUAUGGUUAUAGUGCGGCCCAACAAACUACAGGAUAGAUAUCCUACACGUGUGGUUUCAGAUCUAUCCACACUGAUACCCUCUGACCUGAAAGACCUACCUCAUUCUGAUGUUAUCAGCUUGACCUCUGACCCCAGCCUGUCUCUCUCGUCCUGUCGUGUGUUUAAAGACGAAGCUUUGCUGCUUGUGAUAUUUAUUUCUAACUGUACAGAAACUACAAUCAAAGACGUUGCUGUGCAGCUGAACUGUGGAGAGCUAGAGACGGCAAGUUUGAGAGGGAAUGUGAUGGACUAUUUGGAGGAGAACAGUACGUCAGUGUGUCAUUACACUUUGCUGAUGAACGACCCUCAAACACAGGUGUCCUUUACUGGGACUGUCUCUUACCAAACACAGCCAGGACACACCAACACACUCAUGUUCUCUGGGACGCUCUCCACCGUUGACUUUAUCAGGCCUUUGGUUGUAAGCACUGAGGAAUAUGGGAAAAUGUGGCUGUCCUUCUCUCACGAUGUCAAACAGAAUCUGAAACUGCUGACAGAUGCUGGUGAUUCGCUCAGAUCCACACUAAAUGUUGUUAAAGAGACACUUCAGCUGCACAUUGUGGAUAUCAUUGGUUCGGAGGGAAUUGUAGCGUGCCGUCUGCUCAGUGGCGCCCCCUGUCUUCUGCACUGCAGAGUGAACGGUGAAGCACUGGCCGUGUGGCUGCGCUCUUCUUUGCCUGCUCUCCCAGACUGCAUCCUGUACCACUGCCAGAAAGCACUAGCAGAACACUGAAGAUCCAGACUCUACUGAAAUCCACAUACACUUCCGAUGGAACCUCCAGUGAAAGUUCGAUAGCACCUCCUUAACAAAAAGAUUGUUCAGGUGUCUUGACUUGGACACAUUGUUCAAGCAAUGACUGAUUGAAAGCAAUACACAUGUAUUGUGUCGUCUUAUGCUCUGAAUAAUAAUUUUAAUUAUAUAAAUAUGUUUUUUUUUUUUUUUUGUAUGUUACUGAGCUGCAUUGUUGACAACUGCCAUAUAGUACAAAUUAUUUAUUGAUUUAAAAAAAUCCAGCUUGUGUUUUCCUAUUCUGAUUUAUUUGUUCUUCACUGGUUAUUUGUUAAGAUAAAGGAAAAUUGCAUAAUAUUGUUUUCACAAUUUAGGUUUAUUGGCUGUAGUUAUUAGUUCAGGUUGUAAGGCCUCUUUAUAGCAGAGAACCACUGGACAGAUUACUUUUCAAUCCAGGAUAUAAAGAUUAUAUUCUUAAAACGAAAUAAAAACAUCUUCGGAGAUAUGUAAUGUAGUAGACUACAAAUAUAAUUAUAUUAUCUUCUUAAAACAUUGAAGUCAACAUGAAAUGAAAAUUGACCCUUAUUAAUGCAUAUUCCUAAUGCCUGAUACAUCUGUCUUUGUAAUUUUUUAUCAAAAUGUACUUUUGCUCCGCCUCUUAAAUUACUUUUUGUUUGAUGUCACCAAGCCCUCUAACUUUUUAACCCCUCCCACUUGGACCAUCUGGCUCCUCUUUUGUUUCGUACAGACUCUUUGAGGAUCCAAUCAGUUCCCAACAGAUCAAGUCCCAACCCACAUUUUUUUUUUCCUGUUUCAGUCACAUUAAGCAAUAUGUCACAUUAUGCAAGUAAAAUGGGUUGCAAAUGCGUUUCAUGUUGACUUUAAGGUGAUUGGUUUUGGACACAGCACUACAGAGCACAUAUAAACCACAACAAAUGUAAACACAAUGUACAGUAUGCAAUACUAGGCUACUGUCUCGUACUGCAGAGGUCAGAAUUGACUGUAAAAUAGGUUUGAUAGCUGAAUGCCUAUAUGUUGUUAUAGUUCUGUAGAUUAGUACAGUGUAAAGGUUCGUGCACAUUACACAACUGGUAAUUCAGGAGUUUUGCAUUAGUCAAUCAACUGCCAUUGAGAUGAAUGGGAAUGCUAACAAGUUAGCUCUCUUCAGAUAUUACAGACCUCUUUAUUCUAAGCCAGGGGUUUUCAAACUUUCAUGACUGGUCAUUGUUCACGUUGAGUGUUUGUUUUAAUGUGUUCUUAGUUUCACGUGUUUUAAACGGUCAUUUGCAAGCACAUCAGAACAUACGUGAUAUCACACACGUGAAUUUUAUACUUCGUUUUGUAUAAUCUUUUUCGCUUUUACUUGAGCAUACAUAUUGGUAUAUGCCUAAAAAGUUUGGUUCGUGAACGAAAAUGUGGUUUUGAACAAAUCUUUUAAGUGAACACUUCCAUUGUUUCAUUCGUGAACGACUCAUGAAUAAAGUUCUCAAACAUACUCAAGUACGUGAACGCAGACGCACCUUGCUACGCAAGCUCGAUUGCAUUGUUGCGUUGUGAAAUGUGUCAGCGCUCAAUUCAUAACCCAAUGCAAGUACGCGCUGCAUUCUCAGCGUUGCCACAAGGGGCGCUAGAGCGGAUUUUCUUCUUUCAAUCAACAACGGACUCGGGCAGCAAUUUGAGUUGAAUCUUUUCGAGAAAUAUAUACGACUUUUUGUCCCCAGUCCAUUCAGAUGAACUUGUUUUUUCUCCGUGUCUCUCCCCACUACUUAACUAUCGACUCAUCUACCAAAUCUGGGCCGAAAAUAUAGGCAACUGACUUGCUGCCUAAUCAGUUAAUGGCUUAACUGACAGCUAUUUCUGAACAGUUUGAAAAGCACCUUAUUUUCAUCCUGCCCCCAUAAACAGCCUCUGAAGUCUGCAUUUUCCUGGUUUCGGACGCAGCACUGGUUUUGUGGUCACAUCGGAAAAAAUAUAUUGCCCCCUUGUGGUCUGAUGUUUGUUACCACCAGAGCAACGCAAGAGUGCAUGUAAUGCAUGUACAACGGGUCACGUUUGUGUACUUGCGUGAAGUAUGUUUCAGCCUUAAAUGAUUACAUGAGUCAUUACAUAUAAUGUACAUUUUUUGCUACUCGCUACCUACAGAAUGCUUGUU
Molecule: messenger RNA, 5706 nt
Organism: Myxocyprinus asiaticus (Chinese sucker)
Lineage: Eukaryota; Metazoa; Chordata; Actinopteri; Cypriniformes; Catostomidae
Gene: ap4e1
Product: adaptor related protein complex 4 subunit epsilon 1
Exons: 21
Coding region: 159-3557 (1132 amino acids)
Biological process (GO): intracellular protein transport; receptor-mediated endocytosis
Cellular component (GO): membrane coat; AP-4 adaptor complex
Molecular function (GO): cargo adaptor activity
Source: RefSeq, a predicted model, not a curated record